This is a messenger RNA of Salarias fasciatus (jewelled blenny), 1425 nucleotides long. Its product is annotated as b(0,+)-type amino acid transporter 1-like. NCBI's taxonomy places the organism in Eukaryota, Metazoa, Chordata, Actinopteri, Blenniiformes, Blenniidae. Bases 1 to 1425 code for a protein of 474 amino acids. The record is from RefSeq and is a predicted model, not a curated record. The transcript is spliced from 6 exons. Gene Ontology annotation, biological process: amino acid transmembrane transport. Gene Ontology annotation, cellular component: membrane. Gene Ontology annotation, molecular function: L-amino acid transmembrane transporter activity.
AUGGAUAAAAAGGAACCUGAGGGCCUGAAAAUUAAGCGGGAAAUCGGUUUGAUUGGUGGCAUCGCUUUAAUAUCUGGAACCAUGAUUGGAUCUGGUAUAUUCAUGUCUCCACAGUUUGUUCUGUCCUAUGUAGGCAGUCCUGGAGCCAGUCUUCUGAUCUGGACUAUCUCGGGAAUCGUGUCAAUGUUGGCCGCUCUCUCUUAUACUGAACUUGGCACAAUCAUUCCUGAAUCUGGUGGCGACUUCAUCUACAUACUGAGGAUCUACGGCCCGUUCCCUGCUUUUUUUGCAGCAUACACUAUGGUGCUGGUCUUAGAGCCCUUUGCUGCCGCAGCGUUGUCUAUUGGCAUUGCUGAGUAUGCUGCAGCACCGUUUUACAUGGACUGCUCGCCUCCUACAGUUGUGGUGAAAUGUGCUGCAGCUUUCAGCCUCUUUCUUGUUGCCAUCAUCAAUGCCUUGAAUGUGCGGCUUGCAAUUAGAAUUCAGGUGAUCUUCUUGGUGGCCAAAGUGUUGGCAUUGACAACCAUUGUGGUUGGAGGAUUGGUGAAGCUGUCCCAGAGCACUGAUAUGAUAGUGGAGAAUUUGAAAGUGGAGAAUUCCUUUACUGGCACUCAGUUUUCUUUGAGCACAUUUGGAAUGGCUUUCUCUCAAGGACUUUGGUCGUACAGUGGCUGGUGCAGCUUGAGCUACGUGACUGAGGAACUAAAAAGACCUGAGGUCAACCUUCCCCGUGCAGUCGUGAUAGCCAUUUCUCUGGUGACCAGCCUGUAUCUGCUGGUGAAUGUGAGCUAUCUGACUGUGAUGACGCCCAGAGAGCUCAUGUCCUCCACAGCAGUAGCAGUUACCUGGGGGAAUAAAGUGUUGGGCAGUUGGGGUUGGAUCAUGUCUCUGGCUGCAGCCUUGUCGGCGUUUGGUUCUCUGAAUGGAAUGUUUUUCAGCGGGUCACGUGUGUGCUUUGUUGCCGCCAGGGAAGGACACAUGCCAGAUAUUCUGUCCAUGGCUCACGUCCACAGACUGACGCCAUCCCCUGCACUGAUCUUCAUCACCACAGUGUCGUUGAUCGUGCUGAUCCCCGGGGAUUUUAAGAGUAUCAUCAACUACUUCAGUUUCACUGCCUGGUUUUUCUAUGGCGCCACCCUGUCUGGAAUGAUUUACCUCAAAAUCAAGAAGCCGGAGCUCCCCAGACCAUACAACGUUCCCAUUAUAAUCCCUGUUUUGGCCCUGAUUGCUGCAGUCUUCGUUGUGCUCGGGCCGAUCAUCGACAGUCCUCAGAUUGAAUACCUGUAUGUGACUUUAUUCAUUCUUAGUGGGGUGAUUGUCUACAUCCCUUUCAUACAUUACAAGAUGUGCCCAGAAUUUUUAAACCUGUUAACAAUGUUUCUGCAGCUCUUUUUGGAGGUUGCCCCAGCAGAAAAACAGUUGUGA